AUGUCCCGGCCGGAGCUCACCUUCCGGCAGCUGGUCGCCUAUGAUGACCUGUGCAACAACCUGCUGACCGAUCCGCUGCUCGGCAUUUCCGUGCACAAAGCCAGCCCCCGGUACCGGUCGAAGACGGUCGAUCGAGUCCGGGCCAUCGCCGUGGUCCGCCGUCUGGUCCUCCACCGGGACCUGGAGCGAGCCUUCUACGAGUUGAUUCUCGGUGUCGAGGCCGAGCAAUUCGGCCAGGAAACCAACCCGGCCCUGGCCUCGCCAAUGGACCUUGAGAUCCUCUCCGGCCCGGAAAAGCUCGCUCAACCCUUCUGGCAGCGCUUGGCGCCGGAGGACCGCAUUGGCUUCAAGGAUCACAUGAAGCGCUACCUCAGCAUGUUCCUCCCGACGGCCGGCUUCGAGGUGGCCGUCACGGAUCGCUAUCGCUCCGGCAAGCAGGAGGUUUGCGUCCGGUCGAUCAAGUCCUGGAACCCUGGGGAUCAGAUCCUCCUCUGUGCUGGGUAUGUCGCCCGGCUGACCACCCAGGAGGAGCGCCGUCUGACGGACAGCGACCAGCGAGACUUCUCGGUCAUGUUCAGUACCAGCAAGGGCGCAAACUGCCUGUUCCUCGGACCCGCACGCUUUGUCAACCACGACUGCAACCCCAACUGCCGGUUCAUCCCCUCAGGUCAGCAUGGAGUUUGUUUUAUGGCCCUGCGCAGUAUCGGCCCGUGCGAAGAGAUCACCGUCUUCUAUGGAGCCGACUACUUUGGCCCAGGUAAUAUCGAGUGCGAGUGUGAAACGUGCGAAAGCGAGCAGAAGGGAGCCUUCUCAAAGUCAGCCCAGCGUCCGGCCGCACGUGCAGAGUCCCCGCGAGCGGCCUCCGACUUGGAGGCACCCGCCCCGGCCGACCUCGUUCUCACGGAUGUGGAUGACAGGCCGGCCGAGCCACCCGCUCGCGCCCGGCCAACCCGGCCCCAGCGCCAGCGUCCACAAUAUGUGCAUCGUGAAGAGGCCAAAACCCAUGCCUCGCGAGUGGCCUGCGACCUGUCUUCCUCGUCAGCCCUGGCUUCGGCACAGUAUUUCCACUUCUACUCGCCCUUCUGCGAGACGGCCGAGGCCACCGAGACAACCAGUCCCACAUCGUCGGGUGGGUUAUCCGCGGUGCAGGCCAUGCCCGAGGCGACGUCGCCGGUGCCGGCCGUCACGACCUCGGCCGACUCGGCGUCCGGCUCCGACACUGGGGGCAGCAGUCCGGCCGAGGUGUUCCUUGGCGGGCCCAAUCCCCGGGAUGCCGGAAGUCAUGCAGUCACCCCGCACUCCGGCACCUCCGGAUCACCCCCACCCCCGGCCUUGGCGUCUGACGCCGGGAUGGUGGUCGACGGCCCCACCGCCUCCUCCUCUUCCUCCUCGAUGGCCUUGUCCGGCAACGCCAAGCGAGGCCCCGCCGCCUCCGGGCGGCGCACACCCCCCAUCGCGACCCCGGCCACAGUCAGCCCGGCAAACCCCCUUGAGCUCUCGUGCCGCGACUGCGGCUGCAAGGUUGAUACCACCAGCUUCACCUGGACCUCGGAGGACUUCUACCCGGCUCAGCCUAUACCGGCUGACAAUGGACUGCCCAGUGGCAACCCCACCAACCCGGAUGACCCGCUGUCCUACGUGCCCAUCAGCAACUCCACGAUCCCCUGGGAUUUGUGCCGGUCGUGUGUGGUACACUUGUCGAUCUUUGGUCAUCACUGGCCCACUCGCAUCCUGAAGCGUCGCCGACCCGCUGCGAAUGCUCCAUGCAGCUCCCUGUCAGGCGCGCAAUCGAAUGGGGAGUCCGACACAGUCCCCGGUGGCUAUGGGCCUAGUGGGUGUCCAGGCGAGUUGGGCACUGUCAGCGGCAUUGUCACCCCCCCAGGGCCGGGGUCUGGCCCAAGCGCCGGGCCUGGGCUCUUCGUGUCGGUGGUUGACUCCACCGGGCUCACCGCUCAGUUCCAGUAUGGCCAGUCGGAGUUGAGUGCGGCCUCCCUGCAACUCGGGCUUUUCCCGGGGACAUCGCUUCGGGCCAGUUUUUUGCCAGGGCUUUCGCUGCAUCUCCUCCAAUCGGAUCCAUCUCUCUGCCAGCGGGCUCUUGAGGCCAUGUCCCGGGUGAGGCGCUUUGCUGCCAUCAAGACCAACGUCCGUGGGCCCGGCGCGAAUGGCCGGAACCGGAACCACACGCCGGAGCCCGGAUCGCUGCAAGCCGUCAAGAGCGAGCUGCAGCUAUUUGUCCAGUUGUUCUGCAGUCCGUACCCUGUGUCUCGGCCGAGUGCCCUGCUCCCCCUGAAGGGCUUCCGUGUUGUACAUCCUCAUCUGGAGCGUGUUGUCGUUUUGGUUGAUCCUCUCGAAGACAAAGACACCUUCUGGUGGCCGGCCAUGACGGUGCCCUAUGACGAGAUGGAUCCAUCUAUGUUUGCCCGACCCGGCCCGGGGGAGGUGGUCGUCCGGUAUUUCGAGGAUCUUUCCUACUCGGUGGUGCAGAUGGCCCACACGGCUCGAUUGAUUCCCGGACAGGAGCCCCUACGUACACUCCUCAACCGGUAUUACCCAAGUGCGGCCGAGCUGGCACAUGCAUCCGGGGACCCGGAGCAGCGUGCCCUCUUUGCGCCGGAGGAUUGUCUGCCCUCGCUGUCGGCCCUGCCAAUGCUGGCCAGCCAGCUGACUCGCAUCUCCUUCCGUGGGUCCCUCGGCCUUCGUCGAGCGUUGCAAUACCUGGCCACCGGCACCCUCCCGAGGCACUUCCGCUGGCCACGAUGGAACCCUUAUAGCUCACAAAUGUGCCCCUACCAGGCAGCCCCCGCUAAGGCCGGCCCAGCUGCCGAGUCGACUCGCCGGGCCCCCGCCAGCCAGGCCCCCGCCAGCCAGGCCACAACCUCCACUGCUCUGCCCAGCUGGCUGGAAUCGGCUCUUGGGCCCUCAAUUAUCGUCAAAUUGCCGAGAUUCAUCGGGACCGAUCCUCCGACGAACUCGACUCCAAUGACCGCCUCCGCGCGAUCGGCCCGGGCCACUCCCUCCGCCACUCGCACUUCGGGUGCCGCUCCUGCCUCUGCUGCGGCGGGUGUCUCCCGAGCGGGGAAAACCGCGACGGCCCUAGCUGGCACUCCUUCCCGCGCCGGGGCAUCUUCUUCUCAGCGGCCGAAAGGGACUCAAGGGCGUGUGCCCCCCGCUCCCGUGACCCCGGUCAAACGCCGACGCACAUCCUCGUCGUCUGCCGGCCUCCCGGCCUGGUGUUCGACCGCUGACCCCGACUCUGCCUUGGAUGCCCCGUGGCCUUCGAGCGUCUCGCCUGGGCCGUCUUCGUAUGCCCGGACCUUUGUCCAGAGUGAUCUGCCUUGCGCUAUCACGCCCACUCCCGUGGGCUUCCAGCGCCUGUUUGAGCCCGGCGACUCGGUUCUUGUUAGCCACGGUGACAAAAUGGCCUACCGGUCGGUUGUUCGGCGGAGCAUUGUCCAGCCGCUCUCCUGGGGCGGGGAGAGUGGGUCUUGCCGGUACUCAGCCCCACUUCUGGUCGCGCUGCCUGACGAGGACGGGGUCCUGACGACCACGGCGGUGGCCGCGGAUCCGGCGGCUGCCCUGCCAGUCAGCGACCCAGCCGAUCCGGCAACCCGGUUCUACUUGGUGCACUAUCGUGGCUGGAAUUCACGCCACGAUGAGUGGGUUGUCCUGAACCGUGUCUUCCUUGACCACGAUACCUCCCCGAGUCUGGACAAGGCUCCUGUCCCCCUUCUGUUGGCUGGAUCACCCGAGGCCCUCGCCGCUGGCGCCGGACCGGAAGCCGCCCCACUUGGCAGCUCAUCAGACAUUUCCGUGGACAGCCCGGCGCCCGAGGCUCCGAGCAGCCGUGAAAGCGAUCCCUCUGCAGCCUUCUUGUGCUCGGCGUCGUCAUCGGCGUCCAGUGGCUCGGACGGCCCGGUGCGCGUGCUGGACACGGUGCUGGUCAUGGCCGACGCCCCGUCGGUGCACAUCCGACGGGCGGCGUCUGGCCCGGGGGCCUUGGACGAAAGUAGCCCCGGGUCCCUGCCAGCCAGCUCACCGGUGCUGGGUGUUGUCUCCGAGGUGGCUGCCCUUCGCCAGGCCGCCCCCUCCCAGGCGGCGGACCUGCCCCCCGGCCAAGUUGGCAUGUGGGCGUCGGCGGCUCAGCACCCAAAGUCGACCUCGAAUGGGGCCCUCCCCCCGGCGGCCGCGUCGGUACUCAGCUCGCCGCCUUCGCCUAUGUCCGAUUUCCGUGGGAGUGCCCAACUGGCUGAAUCCCACGCCGCUCCUCCGGGUCUCCCUCCCCACCUCCAGCGUCAUGCUCAGGCGUCGCAGCCGGCAGCCGGCGAUGUCGACUUUGGCUCCGACCCUCUGAGCAGCUUCUCCAUCACCUCGGAGCUGGGGGACUCCUCGCCCACUCUGAGCCUGUCAUCGUCGUCGUCGUCGUCGUCGUCGUCGUCGACAACGACAACUGUAAUUCAUGUCUAG
Messenger RNA from Fonticula alba, 4464 nucleotides. RefSeq lists its product as hypothetical. NCBI's taxonomy places the organism in Eukaryota, Rotosphaerida, Fonticulaceae. Gene Ontology annotation, molecular function: histone H4K20 methyltransferase activity; protein binding. Bases 1 to 4464 code for a protein of 1487 amino acids. The record is from RefSeq and is a predicted model, not a curated record. The transcript is spliced from 15 exons. Gene Ontology annotation, cellular component: nucleus.